Messenger RNA from Magnolia sinica, 1780 nucleotides. Its product is annotated as cytochrome P450 CYP94D108-like. The transcript is spliced from 2 exons. The record is from RefSeq and is a predicted model, not a curated record. The coding region runs from base 44 to 1564 and encodes 506 amino acids. NCBI's taxonomy places the organism in Eukaryota, Viridiplantae, Streptophyta, Magnoliopsida, Magnoliales, Magnoliaceae. Gene Ontology annotation, molecular function: oxidoreductase activity, acting on paired donors, with incorporation or reduction of molecular oxygen; iron ion binding; heme binding.
CAGACACAUCAUUCUUCAACCAGCACGAGGAGAAAAAAAACAAAUGGAGCUCUAUUUCCUACAGUCCGUCUGCUUAUACAUUCUGUCAAUCUGUUUCUUGAUAUAUCUCUAUAAUCAUAACCGUUCAAAGAGGCCCAUCACCCGAGGUCUCAAAGGUGUAAGGAGUUAUCCACUGGUGGGCCACCUUCCGGCUUACAUCAGGAAUCGACACCGGUUCCUAGAUUGGACGACGGAGAUCCUCGCUGAGCACCCGACCCAGACAGUCACCUACAGACGGCCCGGUGUGGUGCAAGGAGUCAUCACGGCCAAUCCAAUCAACGUGGAAUACAUGCUGAAAACCAACUUCGAGAACUACCCAAAAGGAGAUCUGUUCACUUCCUUGCUAGAAGAUUUCCUCGGCCGUGGGAUCUUUAAUUCUGAUGGAGAACUAUGGAAGGUACAACGGAAGACAGCAGUAUAUGAAUUUAACACAAAGUCACUCCGUAAUUUCAUCCUCGACAGCAUCUUGCAAGAAAUUCAUGAACGAUUGUUGCCAUUUUUGUGGAAGGCCACUAAAAAUGGAGAGAUCAUCAACCUGCAAGACGUCCUGGAACAAUUUGCAUUCAACAACGUGUGUAAGAUUGCCUUCAAUGAAGAUCCUAUGUGCCUCGGAGGAGAAGAUGAGGGCAGGCUCCCAUCCCAAUUCGCCCAAGCAUUUGAGGACGCCGCGAACCUCAGUGCAGGCCGGUUUAGAUAUUCCAUACCAUUCUUAUGGAAAAUCAAGAAGAUGCUUAACAUCGGGUCAGAGAGGCGAUUAAGAGAAUCAAUCACAAUUAUCCAUGAUUUCGCCACAAAGAUCAUAAAGACUAGGAAGAAAGAGAGCUCCCACGGUAGAGAUGAUCUUCUAUCAAGGUUCAUGGCAAGCGAUGACAACUCGAUCGAGUUUCUACGAGAUAUCAUAAUAAGCUUCAUUCUAGCAGGCCGUGACACGACAUCGUCGGCCCUUGCAUGGUUCUUUUGGAUCCUUUCAUCUAGACCAGACGUCGAGCAGAAGAUCUUGGAAGAGCUUAAAUUGGUAACAAUCCAAAAUGGGAAUUCCAAUUUUAGUUUUGAUGAUCUUCAAAAAAUGCAUUAUCUCCAUGCAUCCAUUUCUGAGGCACUGAGAUUGUACCCUCCAGUGGCCUAUGAUACAAAAGAGUGCCAUCAUGAUGAUGUGAUGCCUGAUGGGACUUUUGUUGGGAAGGGUUGGUUAGUGUCUUACCAUGCAUAUGCCAUGGGGAGAAUGGAAAGUAUAUGGGGACCCAAUUGUCGGGACUUCACACCGGAGAGGUGGCUAGAGAAUGGUGUUUUCAAGCCCGAAAGUCCAUUCCGGUUCCCGGCAUUUAACGGUGGUCCAAGGGUGUGCCUUGGGAGGGAGAUGGCCUAUCUUCAGAUGAAGUUGAUUGUCGCGUGUGUACUCGAGAGGUUCGAAAUUGACGUCGUCGAGAAGGACAGUUGUCCCGAACAAAUGCUAUCACUGACACUGAGGAUUAAAGGAGGGUUGCUGGUACGUGUGAAAGAAAGAUGCAUGGAUGAGAUUCAUUGACCGCAUGUGAUCAUAUGAUUAGCACAUAUGUGUAUGGUUUGCAAGCCUUUCUGUCAGUGAUGUUGUGUUGGGUGUGGAAUAACUGCUUUCUCACGCUCACUACCAAGUGGGUGUAGAUGUUAGUUUGCCUAUGGUUAGUUUGUAUGGGUUUUGAGAUGGUAGUGUCACUUUCUGAUUUUAUUCUUACCUUUUCUAUACAUGAAUGGUUUGUAUGGG